Messenger RNA from Vigna angularis (adzuki bean), 1149 nucleotides. RefSeq lists its product as uncharacterized. NCBI's taxonomy places the organism in Eukaryota, Viridiplantae, Streptophyta, Magnoliopsida, Fabales, Fabaceae. The coding region runs from base 1 to 1149 and encodes 382 amino acids. The transcript is spliced from 4 exons. The record is from RefSeq and is a predicted model, not a curated record.
AUGUGUUUGGAGGGCUAUAAGGAGGGGUUUUUAGGUAGUUGCAGACCAUUUAUUGGGGUAGAUGGUUGUCACUUGAAGACAAGUUAUGGAGGUCAGUUGUUAGUUGCAGUAGGAAGAGACCCGAAUGACCAGUAUUUCCCACUAGCUUUUGCUGUGGUAGAAAUAGAAUGCAAAGACACAUGGAUGUGGUUUUUGACACAGCUGCUUGAUGAUAUUGGAGGCAUAGAUUGUCAAAGGUGGAUCUUUAUUGUGGAUCAGCAAAAGGGAUUAAUGUUAGUUGUUGAUGAUAUCUUGAAUGGAGUGGAACACAAGUUGUGUUUACGCCAUUUAUACAACAAUUACAAGAAAAAAUUUGGGGGAGGCCUGCUAAUUAGAGACCUCAUGAUGGGGGCUGCGAAGGCAACAUACUAUAAGGAAUGGGAGAAAAAAAUGGGUGAGUUAAAAAAUCUGAAUGUUGAUGCCUUUAAUUGGUUAAUGGGUAUACCAACUAAAAGUUGGUGUAAGCAUGCUUUUAGUGCUUAUCUUAGGUGUGAUGUGUUGAUCAAUAACUUGUCAGAAUCAUUUAAUAGUACUAUUUUAUUGGCAAGGGACAAACCUAUAAUUUCAAUGAUGGAAUGGAUUAGAUCAUACAUAAUGAGUAGAACUUGUUAUGCACCAAUUAUAAGUCCUAUCAAUGGACAACAACUUUGGCCUACAUCUGACUCUCCACAACUACUACCUCCCAUUUACAAAACACCUCCUGGGAGGCCAAAAAAAUUAAGAAGACGAGAAGCUGAUGAAUAUGUCAGCCAUGGAAAAUUGUCAAAGACCAAUAUUGCUAUAAGAUGUAGCAGUUGCAAUGCAUAUGAACACAAUGUAAGGACAUGUAAAAAGAGCCAGAAAAGCAAGGACAAAAGGGGUGCUUCUACAUCAACACCUGGAUCUGCAUCAAGAAGGGCUGCAUCUACAGGAAGGGGGGCUGCAUCAAUUGCAGGAAGGGGGGCAUCUGCAUCUGCAUCACAAGCUGGAAGGAGAUCAGCCAGAGAUGCAGGGGCUGGGGCUGCAUCAACAUCAGAAGUUGAAGGAUCUGCAACUAUGCGUGAAGGGGGAACAAGAGCAUCCUCAAGAGUGGCUGGACAAAUUCUAGGGUCUCAAGCAAGUUGUAAUUGA